AUGCGGACGGUGAUAUUAUGCUUAAUCUUGAGCGUUGGGUGCAUCGGAAUGGCUUCAGCUGGUGAGUUUUCACUUUUAAGAAUAAAGGCCAGACAUCUUGGUGAAACUGCAUCAAUUUAAUACCAUACUAUUACAUCCUGACCCUUAAUUUUCAGCCUCCAUUUACAUCGACUCAAAUCGGCCAGACUACGAGGAGAAUCUGCAGAAAGUAUAUGACAAUCGGCUUCAACCUUAUGCAAUCGAAUAUCUCGCAAAACGAGCUGCUCUACCGUAUUCCGGAGGUAUAUAUGGGAAGAGAGCAGCCCUUCCUUACUCGGGUGGAAUCUAUGGAAAACGCGCUUCGGUCCCUUUCUCGGGCGGAAUCUACGGCAAACGGAGUGUAGAUGAGGCGCCAGUGGAUCAUGUGAAUGGCAUCAGUAUCCGUGCUAUGCCCAUCAACGGCGGCUUCUAUGGGUGA
Messenger RNA from Bursaphelenchus xylophilus (pine wood nematode), 457 nucleotides. NCBI's taxonomy places the organism in Eukaryota, Metazoa, Nematoda, Chromadorea, Rhabditida, Aphelenchoididae. The record is from the annotation of a GenBank genome assembly.